Molecule: messenger RNA, 2618 nt
Organism: Thrips palmi
Lineage: Eukaryota; Metazoa; Arthropoda; Insecta; Thysanoptera; Thripidae
Gene: Rassf
Exons: 10
Coding region: 235-2076 (613 amino acids)
Biological process (GO): signal transduction
Source: RefSeq, a predicted model, not a curated record
UCACAUUCAGAUUAAGAUACAAAAGAGUAGGGAAGGCUUGCUAAGGUUAUGAUCGUUUGUACUGCUUGCCAAAACAAUCUAUUUAAACUUACUUGUUUAUUCUAGAUGUGUUGAUUUAAUGACUGUAUAUUAGCACUUUCAUCCGAAGCAAUCCAUAAGCUUUUUUUCGCCACAAUUUACCUUUUUUAUAGGGACGUGACUAUUCUUGGCGGCGAUUGAUAUGUCAUUGUUAAGAUGUGGAAGUGUCAUAAAUGUGGAAAACCUGUGUAUUUUGCUGAGAGAAAACAGUCUUUGGGUUAUGACUGGCAUCCAGAAUGUCUUCGAUGUGAGGAAUGUGGGAAAAGGUUAAACCCUGGUCAACACGCUGAGCAUAAGGGUGUACCUUACUGCCAUGUGCCAUGCUAUGGCGCUCUCUUCGGACCUCAACUCUUUGGUCAUGGGACCAGAGUUGAGUCCCAUACUAGCUUUGGGAAGGUUGAAAAUCGUUCAGGGAUCCCAAAUUUACCGAGGUCUCACCUUGACUCAAAACUAAAAGUUUUCAAUCAAUAUUAUGAAGGCAAAAGUGGAAAAGUGCAUAGCAGGGAGGUGAAUGGACGUUUAGUUCUGGAAGGAGCUCUCAGAAUUUACUGGGGAGUUGUUGGAGUCAUUCACUUGAAAGAAGAGUAUGAUCAGAGAACUGUUGUCACUGUUAGAAAAAGAAAUUCUUACAGAUACAGCAAUGGUAAUUUAAGUAGGUAUCUCAAUGGCAAAGCCAGAAGUGAUACUACUGGCAGUGACACAACAUCUUGCAGUAGCUCGUCCGCGAGCUCUCCUAUGACUUCACCUAUGAGCUCCCCUCAUGUUUCGCCUGUUCAUUCAAAAGCGGCUCCUCUUGAUGAUUCAUCAUCUUCAACCAAUUCUUGCUUUGAAUACAAAAGCAGCACUCUUCCAGCAAAAUUGGAUUUGAAGGAUAUUGAUUGGGAUGACCUGGAUGAUCUUCUUCAGGUGGAACGGCGUGUAGAGGAAGGAGACAAGCGCUAUCAGACCAUGCCUGUUGGUCUGCAUACGGUGUCCUCUCCUGAGUCAUAUGAAUCCAGUACGUCUUCAACACCACGUGCUCCUCUGACUGCUCAAUCAAGUACAGAAUCAACAGAAUUACCUCUUGAUAAUGCAAACUGCAAAUCUGAAUCUCAAGAUAGUCCUGCAGCUGCUCAAAAAGAAUUUUCAGAAGAUGAGAGUGAUAAAACAAAAGUUGAAGAACUGUCAACAUCAACUAAAUCUUUAAACUGUUAUGUGGAUGAUGAUGAUACUGAUUCUUACUCAAAAUGCUUUGAAGAUAACUUGGAAGCUGAUAAACGAAUGUCCAGGUCCCAAAGUAUGCCACCAGAUUACUAUGCUGAUGGGGAUGUUUGGGCUGAUGACGAUGCUGAUGAUGAUGAAUCAGAUUUGACCGACCAAGCUCUGGAUCGUUCACUCAGUGUCCCUGAAUCUCCUAGUAGCAGCAGUAGUGGAUUGGGGGACUCUUGCGCUAGCGAUAUUCAGUGUAGGCGGAAAGCGGCAAAAACCGGAUCUGCUGCCAUUCGCCGGCGCCCCGGUCGACGACGCUCACGAACGAAACUGAGGAGGAGAUGCUCUAUCAACGGCCAUUUUUAUGAUCGUGAAACGAGUUUCUUCACUCCCCCUCAUGGAAGCAGCACUAGUGUUUGGGUCACCUCCCUUGUGUCAACUCAGGAAGUGGUCAAUUUAAUGCUGGACAAGUACAGAGUGGACAGCAAACCCGAUAAUUUUGCUCUGUUUGUGGUUUAUGAUAAUGGAGAACAGAGACGACUGCGAGAAGAUGAAUAUCCUUUAGUGACUCGCAUACUUCUUGGACCUCAUGAGGAUGUUGCUAGAAUUUUUAUUGUUGAUCGACACAGCACAAGUGAAGUGAGCAAUGAAGUUGCUCAAUUUUUGAAUCUUUCGGUCGCAGAGUGCUCUGCUAUCAUUGAAGUGUAUCAAAAAGAAGAAGACAAACAAGUACAGGCUGUACAAGCAAGGUAUGCAGAACUUCGGAAGAGAAUAAAACAGAGAAUGGAUGAACUCAAGGUGCGACUUUGAUGUUCAUUCUCAAUCUCUCAGAAACCUUAUCAAUGUUAGAAUUUAGUGAAACGCAAGCAAAUAUGUGUUGCUCUAAUAAAAGCUUAGUUGUGCUGUAGUGCACUUUACCAUGUAAUGUCAAACUGCUUUUCUUGUUGUCAUUGUAACUCAAUUAUUGUUGUUCAAAAAGUUAGAUGUUGAUGCAUUUAUACAUUGUAGACAUUUCACUCUUAAUAUUGCUCUCUUUAUAUCUUCUAUGAUAUUUAUAGUUUCAUAUGUGAAAAGUAUUAAAGAGAACAUACCGGUAGCUGUAUCUUAUGAAAAGCUGUGAAUUAAUUGGAAGGUUAUGCCGCUAUAACUACUACAAUCUAGUAGGGGUGUUAAAACCUUAUUGGCCAGUUUCUGUUUGAAUAAUUGUCACUAUAAUUUAUUUUGUCUGUGAUGCAAUGUAAAGUCAAAACAAAUAUUUAAGAUCUUGAAUUGAGGAAUUAUUUGAAUAUUGUAUCAAUUAUAUAUUGUGAAUUUGAGUUUGGUGGAAGAAAGAGCUCAAACUGUAGAAACUA